Planococcus citri (citrus mealybug) is the source of this 2724-nucleotide messenger RNA. Its product is annotated as esterase E4-like. NCBI's taxonomy places the organism in Eukaryota, Metazoa, Arthropoda, Insecta, Hemiptera, Pseudococcidae. Gene Ontology annotation, molecular function: serine hydrolase activity. The record is from RefSeq and is a predicted model, not a curated record. The transcript has 11 exons. Bases 1050 to 2666 code for a protein of 538 amino acids.
AGGGGAAUAUUCAUUCAAUGAAUACGACAUUGAAAAACAUGAUUGAUGAACCGAUCAAAGGUGGGUCGACAAAAAUUCAUCAUCUUUGCUUUAAUACGAGAAUAUCAAACAACAAGGUGAAUUGCUAUUGUUUUUGGGGACGUGCCAUGGCAGUGACUUUUGCUAUUGGAAUCGCAUGGGUGAUCCUAGAGACAAAGAAACUCGUAAAAUGGUGGAAACGUUCACAAAACUCAUUACAACUUUUGCUGAAAAAGGAGAUCCAAAUUAUGAAAAUUGUUUGGUUAAGUGGAAACCAUGCACACUAGAGGAGCCAUGUCAUCUGAGCAUAAAUCAGCCUAUGGUAAUGGUUGAUGGUAAAUUGAACAACGACAGGUUGGAAUUUUGGGAACGAAUACAGGAGAAAUACAAAGCCAAAGAGUGAUUGUGAUAAUGCGUGCAUUUUUCUUCUAAAAUAUGGUCAAUGUAAAAUAUAAAAUUGUAUCCCCCUCAUUUCACUAUAAGGUUAUUUUUUGAAAAAAAUAUUUACUGUAUUUAAUAAGAUGACCUAUAAUUUGUAACAAGGCAUCUUUCAACUCCAAAAGAAUAAGUAGGUAGUCGAACAAAAGCAAUGUUGCCACAGCAAAACUCGACGAAGAGAAAUUCCAUCAAUUCAUUUUUUGUACUUAUAUCUAUCUAUACUUAGCAAGUAACAAGCAAUUUUUCCACACACGAACUUUUAUUACCAACACGAGGCCAAAAAAAAAGUAUGUACAAAUUGAAAGUCACGCUUUCUGACACAAUUAUUUUCCUUGAAUCCAAGUAUAAGCGUGCGUAAAAUGCAAUGUUGCUGACCAUUAUCACGACGAGUCAACCAGCGAGAACCAGAACAUGCUUUGUGCCACCUUAAGUCUAAAGUAAUCAGGAACGUACACCGCAUGACGUAAAAUGUAAACUUUUUUUCGUUAGCUCAUAGGAACAGGGUUUUAAAAUACUUCGAAUUACCUGCUCAUAGCAAAUUUUGAGGCAGUGUUAUUUUUAUUCGUGCGACUAAUUUUUUUUUUUUUUUGAAAAUGUCUGAAAAUACGAUUAUAACCGUAAAUGAAGGCCGAAUUCGAGGAAUUAAAAAAUUCUCCAAGUUUUCAAAAACAGAAUACUAUUCUUUUUUUGGAAUAAGGUACGGAAACCCACCUGUAGGCAUUCUUCGAUUUCAGGAUCCGGUGAAAACUACCCCAUGGACGGAUAUUCUUGACGCGACGAGUGAAAAAGAAGGUUGUAUUCAAUUCUCAAUGCUGACUCACAAAUUUUUGGGAGCAGAAGAUUGUUUAUUUAAUAAUAUCCACAUACCGAAGAUACCUCAAAAAAACGAAGCUCUCAGGCCAGUAAUUGUCAACAUUCAUCCAGGAGCAUACAGAUUUGGUUCUCCACAUACGAGUUUUUACGGAUCACCCGAAUUCAUCAUGCAUACCGAUGUCGUAUAUGUUUGUAUUUCAUACAGAUUACAUAUUUUGGGAUACCUGAAUUUGAAUUUAGAGGAAUGUUCGGGCAAUCAAGCCCUUAAAGAUAUAGUUCUAUCGUUGCAAUGGAUCAAAAACAAUAUACGAUCAUUCGGAGGCGAUCCAGAUAAUAUAACAUUGCUUGGAAGUAGCAGUGGAUCAACACUUACACAGAUGUUACUCUUAUCACCUUCAACUCAAGGGAAAGGUCUCUUCCAUAAAGCUGUAUUAAUGGGUGGACACUUGACCAAUCCCGUAUUACCUCAUCAAAAAACAAAUGAAAUUCACGCACGCGAAAUAGCAAAAACUUUUGGUUAUGAUGGAAAUGUUCUAGAUAAUGAAAAAGUAUUAAUGUUCUUAAGAAAGCAAAAACCUCUAUCAUUGAUUGAAGGAUUUAGACGCUGUGAGAAGAAUUUACAUCAGAGCAUAGCACCAGUCAUUCCAAUUUGUGUAUUUAAUCCAUCACUCGACCAAAAUGGAAUUUUACCAGACAUGCCUAAAAACUUGAUCGAAUCAAUGGCACGAAUACCAAUCAUGAUUGGAUUUUCGCAAAUCGAAUCAAUUAUGGGCUUUGUUCGAGGUCUUAGACCAUUAACAGAGAAAAACUUCAAAGGUUCUCUUCGUCAGAAUUACUUUGGUUGGGGAUAUCAUCUCAGCGACGAGGACAUUGAAUCAAUUUACAAAGAAGUGGAAGAAUUUUAUCUCAAUGGUCAACCACUUGAAGAAGCACUCUUAUCCACCAAAAUGGAUAUCCAGACUGAUAUAGCGCUAUCUGAUAUCUAUGAAACAAUCAUAAAUCCACUAUCAAAAGAUCCAUCUUCAUCAGUAUUCGUUUAUAAAUUUGAGUUUGAGGGAAAUAUCUUUUCUAGUAACACCUCAAUAAAGGACAAAAUUGAUGAACCAAUCAAAGGAACUUGUCACGCUAGUGAUUUCUGCUAUUGGAAUCAUUUCGGAGACCCACGGGAUGAAGAUGCUCGCAAAAUGGUGGAAACUUUUACGAGACUAGUAACUACAUUUGCAAGAAAAGGAGACCCAAAUUAUGAAAAUUUGCCUUUCAAGUGGAGAUCUUCAGUCCCAGAUAAGCCAUGUUAUUUGAAUAUAAGCAACUCACUGACGAUGGUCGAUGGUAAAUUGAACAAUGACAGAAUGGAAUUUUGGGAAAGGAUACAAAAAAAAUACGAAAUUGGAUUAUGAUAAUUAACAAAGAUUUGCACUUUUUUCGAUGUUGUAUUUCUAAAAAAAUAUACCUGAU